AUGGCGAGUCCACUCCUGGAGGACGGCGCUUUCGCCCAACUCCGCCAGCCACUAGACCCUAAGGUGCAAGAACAACGAGAACGAGAACUGGAUGAGAAGAUCCACGGUCUAUAUGAAAAGUCACAACAACGGCAAGCCGAGCUUAUUGGCCUCAAUGCCACGAAACCAAUAAGCCUCUCCUCCAUCCGCCUCCUCGGCGCCCAACAUACCCGCCAUGCCUUCCUCAGCAGCAUACUAGACCCUCUACUCUCCGCCAACCGUUCACCAACAGAUACAGAACCCUACACUCUCCGCUCCGCCCUCUCCGAACUGAACACAGCCAUAACUCGACUGAACAAGCUCGAUAUUUUCCAACAUCCCAUCUCAACCUACAUAGACGUCUCGGAACCCACCGAUUCCUCCACGACACCCACUGACCAUGCCAUCUUCAUCACCGCGAAAGAACGAGGUCGGUAUACGAUCAAGACUGGUACGGAAGCGGGAACAGCUGAGGGUUCCGCGUACGUGAACGCACAGCUCAGGAAUAUCUUCGGAGGAGCGGAGAGCUUGACUGCGCAUGCUAGCUUGGGGACGAGGACGAGAAGUGCGUACAGUGCAAAUUUCAGCACGCCUAUCUUCGCAAAUCCAGAUCUGAGAUGGGAGCUUGGUGGGUUAGCGAGUAGUACCCUGAAGCCAUGGGCUUCACACGAGGAGGUGCUAAAGGGUGGCAAUACACGAUUUGCGUGGCAGACUGGUGAGCGAAGUCGACAUGAGUUCCUGUACUCAGGACUAUGGAGACAGGUCACUGGCCUGGCGGAAAGUGCUAGUCCUAGCAUACGGGGUGACGCAGGCGAUUCAUUCAAGUCCGCAUUAUCGCACACAUGGACGACGGAUACAAGGGAUGUGGCUAUGCUCCCCAGCUCAGGCUAUCUACUUAAGACGGUGACGGAAGUCGCAGGACUAGGGCCACUCAGAGGCGAUGUGGCAUUCGGCAAAUUCCAAAUCGACUCCCAGGCAGCGGUACCGAUACCUAUCCCUGGCAUAGAAGGCGACAGCGGUGUAUCCUUCACUGCUGGACUGAGAGGUGGAGUCAUGUACCCUCUCACGCCAGGCGGACGGUCACCACCAACCCAUAGCAGGAUCAAUGACCGUUUCCAGCUAGGGGGACCGACAGAUGUUCGUGGUUUCCGCCUAGCUGGGCUUGGACCUCGCGAUGGCGGCGAUGCACUUGGCGGCGAUGUCUUUGCUGCUGGAGGUGCCUCGUUACUCCUGCCGUUGCCACGAGUCGGUAAAGAUACACCUCUACGACUGCAGGCUUUUAUCAACGGUGGACGACUGCUCGCCUUGAAGGAGUCUGGUGGAAGUGGUACUUCGGGUUCGGGGCAGGAGAAAGCAAGACAAGCGGGUGGCGAUCUCAUGGCUACUGUCGGCGAGCUGACGAAGGAAUUACCUAGUGCUGCAGCGGGUAUUGGACUUGUGUAUGCACAUCCUGCUGCGCGUUUUGAGCUCAACUUCAGCUUACCGCUUGUUGUGCGGAAGGGUGAGGAAGGGAGGAAAGGUCUCAGCUUCGGUGUGGGUAUAGAUUUCUUGUAA
This is a messenger RNA of Recurvomyces mirabilis, 1572 nucleotides long. RefSeq lists its product as uncharacterized. The record is from RefSeq and is a predicted model, not a curated record. The transcript is spliced from 3 exons. NCBI's taxonomy places the organism in Eukaryota, Fungi, Ascomycota, Dothideomycetes, Mycosphaerellales, Teratosphaeriaceae. Bases 1 to 1572 code for a protein of 523 amino acids. Gene Ontology annotation, cellular component: outer membrane. Gene Ontology annotation, biological process: protein insertion into mitochondrial outer membrane.